AUGGGAGGGAAUUGGGAACAAAUUUCAAUUCCCACUCACCUCUACUCCAGACAUAUCUAUUUUUACUUGAAUGAAUUCUACGAAAUUAAUCUCGACAAUAUAAUCUCAAGAGUGAAAAAGAGAAAAGGCAGCCAUUAUUUAUAUAAUAAAAAUCAGCACAGGGCUGCCAUUAUCAUUGUCAUGACUUCACCACCGACGAUAAAUCUCCACCUAAGAAGUGUAACAACCACAUUAGGAGAACGUGUGAUUUUUUAUUGCCGUGUUGGCGGGCUACCGAGACCUCAGAUCCAAUGGUUAGACCCACAGGGCAAAUUAAUAAUAGACGAGUUUGACAGAUACGUGACAGUAUUUUUUGACGAUGGUCUUGCCCGGUUAGAGAUAGUAGGAGUAAAAGAAGCAGAUGCAGGUAGAUACACAUGCAUGGUCACGAAUUCAGAGGGUGAAGCAUGCACCAGCGCACUUCUCAAACUGGUCGAACAUGUACCACACAGCUCCGACAAGAGGAAGCUUUACUGACUGGCUG
Messenger RNA from Helobdella robusta, 523 nucleotides. RefSeq lists its product as hypothetical. Gene Ontology annotation, cellular component: axon; neuronal cell body; plasma membrane. NCBI's taxonomy places the organism in Eukaryota, Metazoa, Annelida, Clitellata, Rhynchobdellida, Glossiphoniidae. Gene Ontology annotation, biological process: homophilic cell-cell adhesion; synapse organization. Gene Ontology annotation, molecular function: axon guidance receptor activity. The record is from RefSeq and is a predicted model, not a curated record. Bases 1 to 516 code for a protein of 171 amino acids. The transcript has 5 exons.